AUGAUCAACUCAUUGAGCCUUUUAGCUCUUGAUCUCAUUAGGGCUAAAUUCACUUGGUCCAAUGGACACAGUGGGGAGGAUCUUAUUCAGGUCAAGCUUGUCAGGGGCCUUAUUUCUCCAGAUUGGCUUCGGUUGGCUUUCUGCAAACUCAAUGCCCUAGCCUGUGUUGGAUCAGAUCACUUUCCCAUUUUCCUGUCAGUCUCUCCGUUGUUUGGCAGAAAGGCGUACCGCUUCAGAUUUGAAAAAAUGUGGCUCAUGGCCCCGAAAAUCCAAGAUAAAAUUUUGGAAUCGUGGAGUAUUAAUAACCAGGGAACGACUAUGUUUAGAAUAGUCAACAAGCUUUCCAAUGUUAAGUCUAAUAUCCAACACUGGAAUAAAUCCACUUUUGGCAACAUCUUCAAAGCUAAAGAGAAGCCCAAACUAGAACUUGUGGAGGUUCAAGAGCAUAUCCAAGCUUAUGGGUUUGAAAUUGAUGUUUCGAAUAAUGAAAUUGAUAUUUUGACCAAAUUGCAUGACAUUAUCUCCAAAGAAGAAGAAUAUUGGAAGCAAAGAUCUAGAGCCUUAUGGAUCAAAAGCGGUGAGAAAAACACUAAGUUCUUUCAUAUGAUGACUCUUAAGAACAGGGCUACCAAUAGAAUAAACAAAAUUCAGAUUGGACAGAGAUGGGUUGAUAAGCAUGAUGAGAUCUUUUAG
Molecule: messenger RNA, 693 nt
Organism: Cryptomeria japonica (Japanese cedar)
Lineage: Eukaryota; Viridiplantae; Streptophyta; Pinopsida; Cupressales; Cupressaceae
Exons: 1
Coding region: 1-693 (230 amino acids)
Source: RefSeq, a predicted model, not a curated record